Truncatella angustata is the source of this 378-nucleotide messenger RNA. RefSeq lists its product as uncharacterized. Gene Ontology annotation, molecular function: protein binding. The record is from RefSeq and is a predicted model, not a curated record. NCBI's taxonomy places the organism in Eukaryota, Fungi, Ascomycota, Sordariomycetes, Amphisphaeriales, Sporocadaceae. The annotation marks the transcript as partial. The transcript has a single exon.
CUAGGUCUCCUUUUCUCCGACCAAGGCAAGAUGCAAGAGGCUGAGGAGAUGUACUUACGGGCGCUUCGAGGGUACGAGAAGGCGUGGGGACCGGAUCACACGUCGACACUCUCCACGGUCAACAACCUAGGGAACCUUUACAAAACCCAAGGCAAGAUGCAAGAGGCGGAGGAGAUGUACUUGCGGGCGCUUCGAGGGUACGAGAAGGCGUGGGGACCGGAUCACACGUCGACACUCUCCACGGUCAACAACCUAGGGAACCUUUACCAAGCCCAAGGCAAGAUGCAAGAGGCGGAGGAGAUGUACUUGCGGGCGCUUCGAGGGUACGAGAAGGCUAUAGGGCCCCAACAUAUCGCCAGAUAUCGGUCAGCAAUCAAU